UAUUUCUAGGUUAAAGCUUGUCACUCAAAAUGUUUCUUGCAUUUGCGUACCUGUUAGUAUACGAUUGUCCUGUAAUCAGAUCAGUAAAUUUUUCGUCCGUGGGAACUCACUACAUCAUACCAUGGCUCCCAGAAAGAAUCAACGAAGGAGCUCGCGGCUUCUUAUAUCUUUAUACGUUCUCUACUGUGCCAGUGGAGGUAUGUUUAAAAAUUCGAAUCUGGAACAGUGUUGAUGCCAUUACUAAUACUAUAGUUAUCCCAGCUAAGUCAAUGGUGAACGUCACGAUAGAAUCUUAUGUGGGCCUCUUAAAAACUAAACCAGUUGAGAAAGUGGAGUUCUUGAUACUGGAGGGCACUGGAGACUAUGGCCUGACAGUAUACAUUCAAAAGAAUAACCACAAUAUGGCGAGCUUUACGGCCAUAUCUGAAAAAUAUUUCGGCACAGACUAUUUCUUUAUUGCGAUAAAGGACGCCUAUAAUGAAACGACAAUUUGUGUAAUGGAUGAGUGGUUUAAAAUAAAUAUAUUCUGCAGAGGUGUCAGCUCCACGUAUUACAAGUUUUCAGAUUAUAGAUAUAAAAUAAGUCCAACAACUUCGUGUUCUGAACGUCAGAAGAGUCUCUAUAUAGGUACUGCUGCAUCCGACUGGGAAUUAAAGCGUCCGUUUGGUUAUCUGUUUACAUCCUACACUGACAUGAAAUUAGCAAGCCUUUCCUGUCUACGACCUGGCAAUGCAGUGUUUUCCUUGGAAAUGCCUUUGAUAACUGCCGUCUUGGGAAUGGAGUAUGUAACAGUAUCCAGUGGCCACGUACCCAGCUCUGUUUUAAUUGUGUCUACCAGGCCAUUAACUACCGUCAAGUGGUACACCACCAAGCAAGGAGAUUUCAAAAACUUCUUUUUUGAAAAGGAUAUGGAUAUCCUCUGGAUCAAUCACAAACCUGGAGCUUACCGCAUCGUCAGUAACUUCCCGAUCCAGGUAAUUCUGGUUUUCAACGAGUCCUGCCUUCAAAAAUCAGAAUCCGAGACUCUGAGUGAUCUGUCCAUGGCAAUUAUCUCCCCAUUCAAUUUGUUUUACAAUGUUUACUUUGUCGGCAUACCGUUGCUGCCAAACCUGAGUCAUUUUGUUUUGCUAGUCGUAACAAUGGAAGGCCUGACAAGUUUUCGCUUAAAUAGCUACGACUAUUCAGGAGAAAAAUGGACGGAUGCCAUCGGAUUCACGAGUUGGAAAUUUCUAGAAACACCGUUGACUCAAUGGUACAAUCACUUGAUUUCAAAUGAGAAGUUCGGCUGUUACGUCUAUGGAGCUGGCGAAAAUGCCGGCUACGCUCAUAGUGCCGGAUUCAGUUACCAUCCCCCUGUACCGUUCUGGACAAUGCAUUCAACAACAACGACGACACCGACUACUCCUACUACAGCAACGACGACAAGAAAACCUAUGACCAAAAAUAGCACCGCAGCCAAUUCCACUGCAGAGCAGCCGGAGUGUGCCUUCAGUAAGGAGAUAAUUCAAGGCGAUGGUGUUGAUAAUGACUGUGAUGGCAAGGUCGACGAGGAAGACUUAGACGAAAAAGAUGAUGACGAAGAUGGCCAAAUAGAUGAAGACACCCACCGAACUGAUGUGCCAUUUCUUCAAACCAACGCGAUCCUCAUCAUGAUAGUCCUCAGCUUGCUGGUCCUGUUUUUCUUGGCUCUUAUGUAUAUGUCCGGAAAGAGCCAUCCGCCAGUCACGACUGACCACAGCACAGCGUCACAAGACCAGUCUCAAUCCAACGAAGAUCGGACCACUACGUCGAACGAAGGUACAGUUUCCGAGUUGUCAAUACCUACAGCAUCUAAUUCACAAAUAUUAAUGUCGGCACAGGGAGCACAGACUGAAUGACUAGCGCUUUUGUUUUAGAUCUCGACUUCAGAAGUGUAUGAAACAUGUAAAUUAACU
Biomphalaria glabrata is the source of this 1934-nucleotide messenger RNA. RefSeq lists its product as uncharacterized. The transcript has 16 exons. The record is from RefSeq and is a predicted model, not a curated record. Lineage: Eukaryota; Metazoa; Mollusca; Gastropoda; Planorbidae. The coding region runs from base 30 to 1877 and encodes 615 amino acids.